CCCGCUUCUACACACCACCCCUCUGCAUCUACCACUCCUACAGCUAUAUAACUGCCGUCGCUGCAUUAAUCAUCAUGGCAUCUAUUCCUCGCCUUGCUCUCUCCACCCGAUUCGCGCCUCGUGCCAUUGCACCCAUCACCUCAGCUUUCGUACGACCAUCUGUAGCCUAUACAGUUUCUCGACACUUCCAAUCUACCAGAAUGGCCAGCCACCCAAUUGCGACGCUUGACGCCUCGCUCAUCCCCCGCCUUCCCGCAUCAUCUCCUACACUCUUCGAAGCCAAGAAGCAGAAGAACCUAUCCUUCGAGGCGAUUGCAAAGGAGUUGGGCCGCGAUGAAGUCGCCAUUGCCGCGCUUUUUUACGGCCAGGCCAUGGCUUCGACCGAAGAUAUCAAGAAGCUCUCGCAGAUCCUCGAAAUUCCCCACGAGACGCUUGAGACACAGCUUGCCGGUUUCCCUGACCGCGGCAGGACAAUGGAGAUGCCGCCCAAGGAGCCAUUGAUCUACCGUCUCUUUGAGGUCAUCCAGAACUACGGAUAUGCUUACAAAGCAGUGCUCAACGAAAAGUUUGGCGAUGGAAUCAUGUCUGCUAUCAGUUUCUCGACAAAGAUUGAGAAGGAGACGGAUGAGAAGGGCGAAUGGGCUGUGAUCACUCUAAGGGGCAAAUGGCUACCUUACUCCCGAUUCUAGAUCAUUGCAUUGCAUUUAAGUAUGACCAUGUAUAUCAAUAAAUAUCAUUCCAAGACUUCCUGCCUCA
This is a messenger RNA of Paraphaeosphaeria sporulosa, 756 nucleotides long. Its product is annotated as cyanate hydratase. The record is from RefSeq and is a predicted model, not a curated record. Gene Ontology annotation, molecular function: DNA binding; cyanate hydratase activity. The coding region runs from base 201 to 689 and encodes 162 amino acids. The transcript has 3 exons. NCBI's taxonomy places the organism in Eukaryota, Fungi, Ascomycota, Dothideomycetes, Pleosporales, Didymosphaeriaceae.